Echinostoma caproni is the source of this 651-nucleotide messenger RNA. The record is from the annotation of a GenBank genome assembly. Lineage: Eukaryota; Metazoa; Platyhelminthes; Trematoda; Plagiorchiida; Echinostomatidae.
AUGGGACAUAUCCGCAAAGUAUGCCGAAUGCCCAAGUGCAACCUCAUCGACUCUCAUGUCCCAACAGCAGAAGAGAACUCAAGCCCAAUCUACAUGCUGCAGACCACUGAACCCAAUGGUCAGUUCGUGUUCGCCCCGCUGAGGUUCGGGUCUGGUGUGGAGCAUCGAUUCAUCAUAGACAAAGAAAGCAGCGAAUCAAUCCUACCGAAAUCAGCACUCAAUGCGAUCCGUCCUAAUGCUGUUUUGGGCCCGACUUAUGUGCGCAUUCAUGGAGUUACUGGCCAUCAGUUGCAAUCACUUGGUGAAACGAUGUUGCGUGUUCAAUCUGAAUCCGGCGUAUCAAUUCCAGUCCCAUUUCUGGUAUCAGCCCACAGUCCGUCUAUUCUGCGCUUGCGAGCAAUGCGGCUACUACAAGGAUCCAUCACACUACACACCAACAACGAUAUGCCAAUCACCUCAUAUCUUCAACAUGUGAUUGUACAGUGUUCCAGUAACGUUGGUGGCAUGAAAGUACAGUCGGUGAAGUUNCUGCGCUUGCGAGCAAUGCGGCUACUACAAGGAUCCAUCACACUACACACCAACAACGAUAUGCCAAUCACCUCACAUCUUCAACAUUUGAUUGUACAGUGUUCCGUAACGUUGGUGGCAUAA